Messenger RNA from Podarcis muralis (Common wall lizard), 1709 nucleotides. RefSeq names its product solute carrier family 66 member 1 (gene SLC66A1). Gene Ontology annotation, cellular component: lysosomal membrane. Gene Ontology annotation, molecular function: L-lysine transmembrane transporter activity. Lineage: Eukaryota; Metazoa; Chordata; Lepidosauria; Squamata; Lacertidae. The record is from RefSeq and is a predicted model, not a curated record.
UGAACAGCCGCCAAGAGGAGCGAAUCCGGUUUGGGCGCAAUGGCAGCCCGGGGCUCGCAGACGAGGUCCAGGAGCUAAAGCGCCUUCAGCAUCUUUGGGAAUCGGAGUUCACGGUUCGGCUAUGGACCAACAAUCCUGCCUCUUAUGUUUCGUGUGACAUCUGCGGCCUUGCCUCCCUUUCCCUAAAUUCCCUAAAUUGAGCCUUUGCUCAGAUAAGCGCGAUGCCGGUUCAUCUGCAAAUGAUCGGCUCCCUGAGCAUGAAUUUUUCUGAUUGCCCCAAUGGCUCCCAGUGGGUUUGGGAGAUAUUCCACGAAUGUGCCCAGGAUGGCUGGGACAUAUCCAGUGUGGUGCUGGGCUUGCUCUCCAUCUUCUGCUUUGCUGCAGCGUCUUUCCCCCAAUACUACCUGGCCUGUAAAACUGGGAUUAUGGACCAGGCCUUAUCUGUCUACUUCCUGUUGGGAUGGUUAGGAGGAGAUUCUUUAAACCUGAUUGGGUCGUUCUUGGCUGACCAGCUACCACUACAGGUAUACACAGCCAUCUAUUACGUACUGGCAGACCUGCUUAUGAUGUCCCUCUACCUCUAUUACAAAGUCAAGAACCAGAACCGAACCUUCUCCGCUUCAAUCAAUGCCGCUUUUGCGUUCCUUGUUGUGGGAACAGUGUCUGUGACCUCCUUCCUGGGCAGACCCUCCUCUCUUCCCGGAGAUGACACUGCGUCCUUCAGAGGGAGGAUGCUUCUCUCGUCCGCAGAAGAUCGUCCUGGGUGGGAGCCUUUCACCCAGCAAGAAAUCAUUGGCUUCAUUAUCGGGUCUGUUUCGUCUGUACUCUACCUGCUUUCCCGGGUCCCACAGAUCUACACGAAUUUCAAGAGGAAAUCGACCGUCGGCAUAUCUUAUUCUCUCUUCGCUCUGGUGAUGCUGGGGAACACUUUGUACGGACUCAGCGUCCUGCUGAAAAACCCGGAUUGGGGCCAAGCUGAAGGCAGCUACGUCAUCCACCACCUCCCAUGGCUGAUUGGCAGUUUGGGAGUCCUGGCUCUCGACAUCAUUAUCUCGUUUCAGUUCCUUGCCUACCGCCGGAAGAGGCUACCGUCACUUGAAGAGAGAGAGGCUCUCCUGGGUGCGCAAGAGGAACCUACCGAAAGCUGACAAGGCACGAUUUUUAAGUGAAUGAAGAUGCUGUGAAGGCCUUCUCCAUUCCUCUGGACCUUGGAGAGCAUGCAACAGUUAAAUCUUUUACUGUUGAACAGAUCGUUCUCCUUUUUGGGGUUGGGCUGUGACUACCUCUAAACGGACAAUGUUUCUAUUUAAAAGGGUGGGCUGGGGAAUUAAUCUCACAGGUUGUAAGCUGAGGAGUGAAAAUGGUGCAUUUUUUUUUCAAUUUUUAAGUGUCUUUUGGAACUCAAGAUGCACAUAGCUCCCUCUUCACAAUCACAAUCCAAAAUAAGGAAAAAUGUAAUUUAAUGAGGUGGUUUGGAUGGGAUCAAAGGGAAAUCACUGCAAGUAGGGAUUGGGUAAAGCUAUAUUUCUGGGCUUCAAAGAGUUAUUUGCCGUCAUAAACACAGUCACAGGUGAAUUCUGCCAAGGCCCAUCGAGGCUGAAGGGCAGAGGUCUUGUUCUGUGGCACACACGUUGGGCAUUCAUUGUGAAUAAGUGUUUUAUUUGCACAGAUGGAUAAAUAUGAAAAUAAACUUAACCCCUGCUUUCUAA